UCGGUUGUUGCCAGGAAACAUAACAGCAGUGAGAAGAACAUGGACGACAGGACAAUAAAGCCGCGGAUGAGCAAGGCCCAGGCGAGGCAACACCAAAGAAUACUGACAGACGAGAAGAUACAGGCGCAGCAGCAAGUCAUAAGAAAUGAUGUGAGAGCGACGCUGCGGGCCAACUGGAACGAGUCCCUGGAGGAGGCGAGUGAGAGGAAGAUUCUGGUGAAGAAGACGGAGGAGAUAGAGCGAGAGGUAGCGCUGGCCAACAACGCCCUUGUCAUGGUAUGUGAGAAGGGCCCAGCUGAAGCAGCUACUGGAGGAAGAAUGGCGGGGAUAUGAGGCAGAGCUCCACGAUAUGGGACUAGCCUUACACAGAGACAGAACAUGAACACCACAGUACUAUUGUAUCACUAUCUGCAUCGUUCAUACCUUAGUGCUACAUAUCAUAGAUCAAAAUUUUUUGAGGCGCACAUUUUUUUGCAGAUUAACAGUUUUUCGUUUUGCCGGAGACUUUGAUUCAGACCUAAUUAUACACAUAGAAAUUUUUUAGCGCGC
This is a messenger RNA of Geodia barretti, 549 nucleotides long. Lineage: Eukaryota; Metazoa; Porifera; Demospongiae; Tetractinellida; Geodiidae. The record is from the annotation of a GenBank genome assembly.